This is a messenger RNA of Owenia fusiformis, 1396 nucleotides long. The record is from the annotation of a GenBank genome assembly. Lineage: Eukaryota; Metazoa; Annelida; Polychaeta; Sabellida; Oweniidae.
UUUCUUUUUAGCCUUAAUAUUAAUUAAUUAAGAUUUAACGUUCACAUAAUUAAGAUAUUUCUUUUUCUUUGUUAAUUUUAAGUUCCCGGUUCUGGCGCAGGCUGUGGCAAUGUAGCAGAACUUGUCUUUCUGUUAGACACAUCCGGUAGUGUAACUGACCCCAACUUUUUGACAAUGUUGAAAUUCAUUGAUGCGGUUAUAGAUGAAUUAAAGGGUCAAAGUCGUUUCGGAGUUGCAACAUUUAGCACAAAUGCUAAGGUUGAAAUUUACUUAGGACAAUAUGAGGAUACUGAUGCUUUACAAGAAGCUGUUUUCAACAUCAAAUAUGAGCCUGGUCAGACGAACACAGCAGCUGGAAUACAGAUUGUGAGAGAGCAGAUGUUCCAAGCCUUUAAUGGGGGCAGGGCAAGUGCCCCAGAUUAUCUCAUACUACUAACAGAUGGAGUUUCAAACCUGAACAGUGGUCAAACUAUUAAUCAAGCUGACAGAGCAAGUUUUGAGGGAAUUGAGAUAAUUGCUGUUGGCAUUGGACUAAAGCAGGAUUAUGAGGUUAAUGCAAUUGCUCAUGAUGAGAAUCAUGUCUUUGCUGUUGAUCAGUUUGAUCAGUUGUCUUAUGUGGUGGAUCCAGUCUCCAAGUUGAUAUGUGCAGGAAGGUGAUCAACUUAACACAUACUAACAGUUUAUGUGCCUCAGUCACAAAUACAAACUAUCCUAUAGACUCUUGUCAUAUUGCAGAACAUCAGGGUGCUUACCAGCUUUCUUGUAGAUUUCAAAAAUCCCACAAAAUAUGUUUUUUCAAAGCUGCACAUUUAUUGCUAUUUCAUAAAACUGACAGAGUGAGGCAAAAAUCUAGUUGCAAACUGGCAUUCUGUUAUGCAGACUAAGAUGGAGCACCCUGUACAUAUUGAAAAUUAUAACAAAUUUUAAUUUUACUGAAAAAUUAAUGUUUAUUUUUUAAUACAGAGUAUAAAUUGCAUAUAUUGUUCAUAGUCCUAUACUUUCAUGAUAGACCCAAUAAUACAGCUGUAAUUUAAAGGGCUUUCCUACAUGUAUGUCCAUCAAAUAUUUCUGCUUGGCUUUUGACCAUUAUAUGCUGUAAAGUAAAUAGCUAUCUGAAUUCUGUAAACACACAAUAUACACAUGUACAAUGUCCUACUUUUAUGUGUACAAAAUAAAUGUACAGGGCAACCAAUGUGGUUCGGAUUAUCCAUGGGUGUGUUCGAAUCUUAACUACAUUUGAGGAAAAUUCAGUAACUUGCCUAUAUUUUUUAUUUAUUUAAUAAUGAAUGGUACUGUCUAAUGUGAAAUGGAUGUAUUUUGAAUGUAUUAAAUUACAGAAAGAUUUCUAUGUUUGCAAGUAAAACAAAUAAAUAAAUGAUACAUGCAAAAAUCUUAA